GGCAGGUCUUGCCGCUAUCGUGAUGUAAUCGCUUCUGACUUCCAUCUAUGUCGCUGGAUUCGGUCACCUGGUCAAUGUCCACAUACACCCAUGCUCGCACCCUCAAAUAUACUUCCUGCCGCCAUUGCUCACUCACUGCUGACUUCUACGUCUUGGGGAAAUGUUCACUCCUGCCACUGUUUGCACCAGUUGUCUCCGGGACUGGACUGAUUCUCGCUAUCGUACAUGCGAUAGAUGUCGGUCUCGAACACGACCCUACCACUGGAUUCGACGGCAACCUGACGUUCCUGAGAACACCAUCCCUUCAAUUCUUCCACCCAACUUCGAUCCGUUUCACAAUUCUAUAAACCUGACGCCUCUAACGGGAGGUCCUUUAUCAGGGAAUCCUCCGCCGAACUGUGUGAAACUUGCUGUGGGCUUGUUAGAAGAUGAAUUCGACCUGCGAGAGGUGGCUUCGCGAGAAUUUCCACCAGAAAUCUCUUCUUCCCAUAUUCGGUCUUCCAUCAGCCUAUACGAAGAUAAGAUGUUAGCUGCAUCCCAAAGAUCAAUAUGCUGUUCGUGCGGCAAGUUUUUCACAGGAUAUGUAUAUCAAAUUGACGAUCACGAUCAUUUCAUCCAAACCCACCAAACGAGCUUGGAUCGAUGUGGCCAUCACGAAGAUUCUUGGGAUUUCUGUAGUCAAUGCUAUACAGCCAUUAGACGCAGCAGCAUUCCCAAAUUUUCGGCGGAAAACUUUGUCAACGUCUCAAUGUGCCAGCAUUAUCCAUCGGCAUUGGAAGACCUUACGCCCGUCGAGGAAUGCCUUAUCGCGAAAUGCCACCCUGUUGGUACGAUCCUCAAAUUGCGACCUGGUGACCAUGCCUCUCCAACAAACUACAAUGCGUUGCGAGGCCACAUGAUUGUCAUUCCGCAAGACCCUGGACCCCUCCUUCAGAUCCUCCCAAGCCCUGAACUGAGGUUAGACAAUCUAUUCAAGGUCUUCUGGCUAGCACAACCAUCUUUAUCACGAUAUCACAAUCAACCAUACGAUGACAGACGCCUGGCCUUCCGACUUUAUCCCGCCUGAAAUCGCUGAUAGCAUCAUUCAUCUUGAGGAUCCAGAUCAUCACGAACGCGAAGGAUAUACUGUUAGCCUUCAAACUGGGAACUAUGAAAAUGACUUCCAGGCGGCUCAAGAUGAGGCAUUUCUUCCCAAUGACAAUGAUCCGUUCGUGACCGGCUCAGUCUACACGGAUGUCAAUGGAGAACGGACGGAUUCUAACCUUCGGUUGAUUGAUGCCUUGUUAGGAGUGGUAACAGGUAACACGCGUUGGGUGGAUGAAACAGAUCAAGCUGCAGAUAGUUCGGAU
Molecule: messenger RNA, 1349 nt
Organism: Ilyonectria robusta
Lineage: Eukaryota; Fungi; Ascomycota; Sordariomycetes; Hypocreales; Nectriaceae
Exons: 2
Coding region: 161-1066 (301 amino acids)
Source: RefSeq, a predicted model, not a curated record